Tympanuchus pallidicinctus (lesser prairie-chicken) is the source of this 1583-nucleotide messenger RNA. RefSeq names its product aldo-keto reductase family 1 member B1-like. The transcript has 10 exons. NCBI's taxonomy places the organism in Eukaryota, Metazoa, Chordata, Aves, Galliformes, Phasianidae. Gene Ontology annotation, molecular function: aldose reductase (NADPH) activity. Bases 125 to 1075 code for a protein of 316 amino acids. The record is from RefSeq and is a predicted model, not a curated record. Gene Ontology annotation, cellular component: cytosol.
ACAUGAGAACUUAAACACACAUGCAGCUCCACCAUCCUCCCCCCGCCCAGGGGCAGCACAGCCACUAUUAAACAGGCUGGGCAGGAAGCGGCCACAGCACAGCCAGCCUGCAGCGUGAGGAGCCAUGUCGACCUACGUGCAGCUGAACACUGGAGCCAAGAUGCCCAUCCUGGGGCUGGGCACCUGGAAGUCCACACCAGGACAAGUGACAGCUGCAGUGAUGGCUGCAAUCGAUGCUGGAUAUCGCCACUUCGAUGGUGCCUAUGUGUACCGGAAUGAGAGGGAGGUUGGGGAUGGGAUCCAGCAGAAAAUCAAGGAAGGCGUUGUGAAACGAGAGGACCUCUUCAUUGUCAGUAAGCUGUGGUCCACAUUUCAUGAAAAACAUCUGGUGAAGGGAGCCUGCCAGAAAACUCUUGCCGAUCUAAAACUGGAUUACCUGGAUCUCUAUCUCCUCCACUGGCCUUUAGGCUUGAAGGCAGGAGAGGAUCUGUUUCCCACAGAUGAGAACGGCAUGGUUAUACCCAGUAACUCUGACCUUCUACAAACAUGGGAGGCCAUGGAAGAGCUGGUGGAUGCUGGCCUGGUAAAAGCCAUUGGCAUCUCCAACUUCAACCACGAGCAGAUUGAAAGAAUCUUGAACAAGCCAGGACUGAAAUACAAGCCUGCAAACAACCAGAUUGAAUGCCAUCCAUACCUGACACAGGAGAAGCUGAUCAACUACUGUCAAUCCAAAGGGAUUGCUGUGACAGCAUACAGUCCCUUUGGCUCUCCUGACAGACCAUGGGCUAAGCCAGAGGAUCCUUCUCUUCUAGAUGACCCCAAGAUUAAGGAGAUUGCAGCCAAGCACAACAAAACAGCAGCACAGGUUCUCCUUCGCUUCCAUAUCCAGAGAAACGUGAUUGUGAUCCCCAAGUCUGUCACACCACAGCGCAUUGUGGAGAACUUCAAGGUCUUUGACUUUGAAUUGACUAAAGAAGAAAUGGCAACUCUUCUCAGCUUCAACAGAAACUGGAGGAUAGCUUUACUGAGCCAGGCCAGAACACACAAGGAGUACCCUUUCCAUGCAGAAUACUGAUGCUGUUUGUAACCGGGCCUUCUCUAGACCCCUGGUGUUUCAUAUGCCUCUCCCCUAGCUUUAAGCUCUAUAUCUAGCUUUCUUACUGCAUCUGCCUUGUUGUUGCCAGUGAAGUCAGAGGGCACUUAUUCCAUUGAUUUUGUCUGAGUUUAUUCUUUGGAUGAUGUAAAGAAAACAGUUCAGUAGAAUAAAUUGUGCGAUGUAAUAAUUUUCUGCUUAUCAGAAGAGAGGAGGAUUACAGAAGUAUCUGGAAGAACUGCUCAGCGGAAAACGAGGACAGUUUGAAUUCUUGAACCACUAUUCAGCAAAUGCCUUCAGUCUUGCAUCAAUGCAAACCAGAGGCUAAUCCACAAGAAUUAACAGACAUCCACCAUUGCAUGUGAAUUCUCCCAUUUUUUAAAUACAAGUAACUUUAAAGCGUGAAAUUAUUACUGGAUGAAAUGUUAGUGCAGGAAUGAUGGGUUGAAUCAUGUUUGUUUAGAAAUUAAAUGAAAUCUCUAUAAAUUUA